This is a messenger RNA of Malania oleifera, 1077 nucleotides long. RefSeq lists its product as uncharacterized. The record is from RefSeq and is a predicted model, not a curated record. The transcript has 4 exons. Gene Ontology annotation, cellular component: chloroplast envelope. Lineage: Eukaryota; Viridiplantae; Streptophyta; Magnoliopsida; Santalales; Ximeniaceae. The coding region runs from base 132 to 872 and encodes 246 amino acids.
UAAAGCAAUAUUUUUUUGGUACAAUAACUGGUGAAAACGACGCCGUCUCUUCCAUCAGCCAUCCGCAUCACUCCCCCCUCCUUCGUUCUUUGACUUCGCAGUUCAAAGAGCUUCGCAGCAGCAACGUGGAGAUGCCUUCCCCUGUUGCUCAGACCACUUUCCCAUCACCUUUCCCCCCCAAAAUUACGAACACCCAUCAUCCCAACUUCACAAUUUUGCUCCCCAAAACCCUCUUUCCGGGUUUUGCUAAUUACCCCACCAAAGCUUUGAAGAAAUUUCUGUACGCGAGGAAGGGAUCAAGUGGGAAAUCCACUGUUUUUACAAAUACCCACGCCUCAUUGCUUGAGACUCCUGUGCUGUGGGUUGGUAGGCUCUGCAUCUUCUAUGCGCUCCUGAAAGCUGGUUUAGCUGGAUCUCCUGCGAGCCCACUUGUCUCAGAUUUGGAAACGGGUGCUGAUGAUUUGGGGUUCUCUAAGUGGCUUGAGAACUUACAGAGGAAACCAGAGAAUGAAGCUGCUGAUAGGAGAAAAUUAGUGAGCAAAUGGCACCCCACGACAAAAGGUACUCUUAAGAGGAAUUAUAGAGUACCUUCCAAGUCUGAAGGCCGGCGCCUCUUGAAAGCCAUUGCCUCCCUCCUGUCUGAUGAUGAUCACUUCACAGAUGCCACCUCUCACAAGGGUUGUCAAAUAAGGAGGGAGAGCGCUCACGGGGAAAGUGUGUGUUGUAACAAUGUGAGAGCUCUGUUUGAUGAGCUCCCAACUCCACAUCUGGUUGUAGAAAUCACAGCUUUUCCCGCAGGUCCCCUCACAGAGAAGGACUAUGCCAAGGCUGAGAAACUAGAGAGGGUGCUCAGAUCUGGUCCUUCCAUUUAAAAUGGGUCUAGUAUCACAUUGUUUGCCUUGUGUUUGUAUGGUAUACUUCUCUUGUACAUAUUACAAUCGAAUCUUGGGCUGGAACUGUGGGCACGUUGUGAUGGGACAAAUGCUUUGAUCAUCUUUAAUGUCAACCUACUUCACUUUGUACAUCUCAUUAACCGUAGCCUUAUUUGGAAAAGGAUGAAUCCUUUGAUUGACAUUA